AUGAGGAUUAGGUCUGAAGCGACACUCGGCAACCCCCACUUGAAAAAGGCCUUGUUGGACGAUUUCGCUUCAGUCGCGCCGGCGCUGCUCGGCUUUGAGGGAGAGGAGGAGGCUUUGCAGUUGGCGAGGACGGUCUUCGGCGCCUACCUCCCCGGAGCGCAGGUCAAUGAAGGCACACUUCGGGGACUGGCACAGCUCAUUAGCGACGGGGCGUACAACGUGCCGAACGCCGAGGUGUUGCGUCUCCAUUGCAAGCGCGGAAGAGGAAGAGUAUUCGCGUACCGCUUGCAACACCGAGGUCUUGUUGGUGCAACCGAUCUCUUCAAUAGCUCCGUGGGAUACAUGUGGGUCGGUAAUGGCGACGACCUGAAGUACCUCUUCCGUGCAGAUCUAGGCUCAAGGACGACCUCAAGGACGACCUUCCCAACCCUGGCGGCCAAGGUGGACCAACGCCUAAGCAGCAUCAUGGUGCGGCUGUGGACCAACUUCGCCUCGACGGGAUUCCCGACGCCCGACCCUUUCCUCGGCUUCGUGUGGGCGCCCGCGUGCUCGCCCACCCCGCCCUACCUCAGCCUCACGCCCGCGCCCGCGAUGCUCCAGGAUGGGAACGCUCGGACCUACGCCUUCUGGAGGAGUCUGCCAACCCUAAGGAACCACAUCCUCCACCGGGAGCCCUUCAGCCCCGCCCCUGGAAGCCGAAGUGGGCGGGGCAAGGGUCUUCCUCCUGCGAGGAAUCCCCUUCGGGUUUGUUCGAAUUGCUUUUCGGUUGUCGGGGGUAUUGCUUCGUCAUAG
This is a messenger RNA of Penaeus vannamei (Pacific white shrimp), 792 nucleotides long. Lineage: Eukaryota; Metazoa; Arthropoda; Malacostraca; Decapoda; Penaeidae. The record is from RefSeq and is a predicted model, not a curated record.